Messenger RNA from Zingiber officinale, 2427 nucleotides. Its product is annotated as glutathione hydrolase 3-like. Gene Ontology annotation, cellular component: plasma membrane. The coding region runs from base 300 to 2189 and encodes 629 amino acids. The transcript is spliced from 7 exons. NCBI's taxonomy places the organism in Eukaryota, Viridiplantae, Streptophyta, Magnoliopsida, Zingiberales, Zingiberaceae. The record is from RefSeq and is a predicted model, not a curated record. Gene Ontology annotation, molecular function: glutathione gamma-glutamate hydrolase. Gene Ontology annotation, biological process: glutathione catabolic process.
UGGAACUGUCUUCGAGGAGAAGAAGAAGGAAUCGUACAAGAAAAUUUCUUAAACUCCUCUCCCAAUUUUGUUUUGUUUUGUUUUGUUUCCUUGUUUUCGCCGAACUCUUCUUCCAAUUGUUCCGCGACACGUAACGUCCACGUCCCAAAUAUAGGCCGGGUCUCAACGGCCGAGCUCCAAGCUUGUGGGUACUUCGCUGAUUACUGGCAUAUUCAUCCCGCACCGUGACAAUCGCCUUUCAGCCUUUCUCUAGGGUUACCCCGUUUAUCUCAGAUCCCUUUUUCUCUCCCCGCCGUCCUAUGACUCCGCCAGAUCGCCACUUCCUCCGUUCCUAUCUCCUCCGGAACUCCCCCGAUGCCUCCGCCGCCCCCUCCAGGCGCCGCAUCUGGUGGCCCGCCGCCGCUUCGGCGGUUCUCCUCUUCGUCAUCGUCUGCUCCACCAGCGGCGGGCGCUGGGCGGAGGAGGGGCAGAAGGGGAUUGGGAUGACAAGGUGGGGUCGCGCUCGCGCAGGGGGGCCCGAUGCGGUCGAGUCGGAGGUGGGCGUGGUGGCGGCGGAUGACUGGCGAUGCUCGGAGAUCGGCGCCGCCGCGCUGAGGGUGGGAGGCCACGCGGUGGACUCGGCCAUCGCAGCGGCGCUGUGCCUCGGGGUGGUUCAUCCGAUGUCGAGCGGAAUCGGCGGCGGAGCCUUCAUCGUGGUCAGGUCGGCGGCGUCCGGCGACGCCGAGGCCAUCGAUUCACGGGAGACGGCCCCUUCCUCGGCAUACACGAACAUGUAUGAAGCUAAUCCAUCAUCCAAGUCUAAGGGAGCUCUCUCAAUGGGAAUCCCUGGAGAGCUUGCUGGCCUCCACACAGCCUGGUUGAGGUACGGAAGACUUCCAUGGAAGUCUCUCUUCCAACCAUCCAUUAGUCUUGCAAGAGAUGGAUUUGCUGUGGUGCCUUGUCUAGCAAAUGCAAUCAAGAAAAGUGGGGAUGCAAUACUAGCAGACCCUGGGUUGCGGGAAGUCCUUGCGCCUAAUGGGAAAUUACUCCAGACAAAUGACGUCUGCUACAAUCCUGCACUUGCCCACACAUUGGAAGUGAUUGCCACUGAGGGGGCUCAUGCAUUCUAUAAUGGAAGCAUUGGUGAAAAGUUUAUCAAGGACGUGAGAAGUGCUGGUGGAAUCGCAACCAUGGAUGAUUUGGAGAAAUAUGAAGUGAAGGUUACAAAGGCAAUGGCGGUGGAAGCUAUGGGAUAUACAAUACUGGGCAUGCCCCCACCUUCUAGUGGAAUUGUGGGAAUGUCUCUGGUUCUUAAUAUUUUAGGGAGCUACAAGUCACUUGAAGGUGUGAAGGGUUUGCUUGGUCUCCAUCGCUUCAUUGAGGCAUUGAAGCACAUGUUUGCUGCACGAAUGAAUCUUGGAGAUCCUGCUUUUGUUAAUGUCAAUGAGUAUGUUUCCGAAAUGCUUUCUCCAUCGUUUGCUCAGAAACUUCAGCAAAAGAUAGUAGACAAUACUACCUUUGAGCCAUCCUACUAUCUUGCUAGAUGGAGCCAAUUAAGAGAUCAUGGGACAAGCCACUUGUGUGUAGUGGAUGCUGAUCGAAAUGCAGUUUCCCUGACGAGCACAGUCAAUUGGUUCUUUGGAGCAAAGGUUUUGUCACCAUCCACAGGGGUUGUGCUAAACAAUGAGAUGGAUGACUUCUGUAUACCAACAGAAGUAACUCCUGAUCAUCUUCCACCAGCACCGACAAACUUUAUAGAGCCUGGAAAGAGACCACUCUCUUCUAUGACACCUAUUAUUGUCCUUAAGGACAAUCAACUUGCAGGAGUCGUGGGGGCAAGUGGUGGAUUAAAUAUUAUUCCAGCCGUACUCCAGGUCUUCUUGAACCACUUCAUUCUGGAGAUGGAUCCCCUAAAAGCUGUUCAGCAUCCAAGGCUCUUCCACAAGCUCAUCCCAAAUGAAGUGCUCUAUGAGAAUUUCACCGCAAGCGAUGGCGAGCGCUUUGAGUUGGCAGAGGAUGCAAAACUGUUCCUAGAGGGAAGGGGUCAUGCCAUGCAUGGCUUUGCCAACGGUGCUGUUACCCAAUUUGUCGUUCAUAACAUUCAGGAACCGUUCAUGAGCUUGCAUCGAAGAAUUAAAAACAACAUCAUCCAUGGGAUGCUCAUCGCCGUCAGUGAUCCUCGCAAAGAUGGAAGUCCUGCGGGUGUUUGAAGAAGCCAACAGCUUUAAGUAUAUCUGUUCAUUAAUGUCUGUAAUUUGCCCUGGAAGAAGCAGGAACCUUUUAAACUUAUUUUGUCAAUGUGCAUUCGCUCUUGCUGUAAGCUGCAACAAUUUGGCCGUUUAAAGGUGCUUAGUCAAAUUGUACAAGUAAAGAUUAUCAAUUUGGUGGGACAAGAAAUACACGCAGCCUUGCUUCACUUCAUUUGAAGAGAUUUGGCAAAUGAAGUAA